GGGCCGGGGAGCCGGGACGGGGCGGGGCGGGCGACGGCGAGCUGAGGGGGCGACAAGAUGGCGGCGGAGACCGUGGAGCUGCACAAGCUGAAGCUUGCUGAACUGAAACAGGAAUGUACAGCCCGUGGCCUGGAGGCAAAAGGAAACAAACAGGACCUCAUAAACAGACUCCAGGCAUACCUUGAGGAGCACGCUGAAGAAGAGGCUAAUGAAGAAGAUGUCUUGGGAGAAGAAACAGAGGAAGAAGAGCCGAAGCCAGUAGAACCUCCUGUCAAAGUAGAAGAGCCUCCUGUAAAAGAAGCUGAUGUGGGAGCAGAAAAGAAAGUGGUGAAGAUAACAUCUGAAAUAUCCCAGAUGGAGAGAAUGCAGAAAAGGGCUGAAAGAUUUAACGUGCCUGUAAGCUUGGAGAGCAAGAAGGCUGCGCGAGCAGCUCGGUUUGGUAUGUCCACAGUUUCAACAAAAGGUCUGUCUGCAGACAGCAAACCCACGGUGAACAUGGAUAAAUUAAAGGAGAGGGCCCAGAGAUUUGGGCUGAACGUCUCUUCGCUUUCCAAGAAGAGUGAGGAUGAUGAGAAGCUGAAGAAGAGGAAGGAAAGGUUUGGCAUUGUGACAAGUUCAGCCGGGACUGGAACCACAGAGGACACGGAGGCAAAGAAGAGGAAAAGAGCAGAGCGCUUUGGGAUUGUCUGAUGUCAGUCCACUUUAGCCUUUCCCUGUUUGCGGUGUGUCUCCUCUCUCUCUCUAUCUCCCCCCCCCCCCGUCUCAUGCACACCACAGACCUGUUCUCACACACACACCACUCACCUGUCUCUUAGGUCUGGUAAGGAGUACAAGCCGUUCCCUCAGGACCAUCCCUUAGAGAAUCCCCAGUAGCUGUUCAGUUGCACUGCUUGUUGUUUCCCAUUGUGAAGUUCGAGGGCAGCACAGGGCAGCACGCUCAACCCCCCCUCCCAUGCUCUCGGCGCCUGCUCCCCCAAGCCCUGGCUCUGUCCCCUCUGCUCAUGCAAGGUUCACAGCUGGAGCAAGGGGUCACCAGCUAUUCAUGCCCACUCUGCGCUGGCACAAAUGCCUGCCCACAGGGGAGGGGGAGGCGUCAGGUUCCUGCUGGUAAUGGAGACUCUUGCAGAAACUUGGGAUGAGAGAAGGACAGUGCCCCCAGAGCCAUGUGCUGCCCUCGCUGUCCUCUGGAGACCUACCCCCUGUACAGAGGGACAGGUUCUGCUGUUGAAGCAGGAACUCCCUGGGGCCUCCUUUUCCCCUUCCACAAUAGCUGCUCUUCUGGGUUGCCCAGAGCAAAGACGCCGUCCCUUCCUGCCUUCCUUGGGCCACGGCUAUUAUGUCACCGCUCAGUCAGGAAGUGCCUCCCAGGAGCCUGAACUAGGGGAAUCGAGUUGCGUUUCCCGGGUUCCUGCUGUGGUGGUCCCAGUUCCUGCUGUGGUGCUGGCCUGGGGAUGGCCCGUCCAGCAUAUGGCCUGGUAUCACCCAAAGGUUGGAGCUGUGAUUCUUGGCACACGUGGGCUUUCACCCAGCCGGGCGCUGGUGGCCUGUUCCCAGGGCUGACCCAGCAGGGAGCUGUGUCAGAACAGAAGCUGGUGAAUUCAGACCAACAUCCUGUGAACACCCCCACCAUUGGCCCCUGGCUCCCUGCCUCUCAGGGCUGCUCUGCAGCUCCUGGCCCUUCGUAUACAUUUUUAGGUUUCUUUUAAGGUCAGCAAUCCAUUUCUCUUCUCUUUGCCCCAUCCCCUUUCCAACAGCACCCAUGAAUUUUUGUCCUGCUCUGAUGCCCAGAAUCACGCCAUUAGGCUGACUGGCCCCUUGCGUGCUCCCACACCAGCCGGUAACGUUUGUCCUCGCUGCCCCAUGCCUCGUCCAGUGGGAAGGUGUCAGCAUCAUCCUGUCGGCACUAUUCCAGGAGAGGCUUCUGCAGCUGAGCUUCCUUCGGGCCCUUCGCUCUUCCGUUCUCCCAGCAGCAUUGCUUUGAGAGGGCUAACAUCAGGCCAGGGGCAGGAGCAAAAGGUAGCAGGGCAGCAACUGGGAAGCACCUUUUGUCCUGCCAGCAUCUCCAGUUGCACUUUCUGCCUGUGAGGACUGUUGGAUUUGAUGCCCCACGUGAGUGGAGCGACCGUCUGAGCAAGGAGAGUUCUUGGGUCUGUGCUUCAUGACCAUGCCCUGAUGCCCACAGCUGCCUGCUGCCAGCAAGUAGUCAUGUGGUCCUGCUCUUCUUGAUGAAACGCCCGGGCCCCUGCUGUAUCUUCCAUCUUGUGUUGCUUUUCCCCGCCAAGGGCUUCUAUCCCAGCCUCCCAGAGUAGCACAAGAGGCAGAUGGAUGCCUCUUGCAGCAGGGAUCCUGCCUCCUUGAGAUUUGCAGCGUGGGAUUUUUAAUUCUGACCUUCCUGUCUGCUUGGAAGAUGCGCCCGCAUUGCCUGCCUUCAGCUCCCUUCAGUGUCCAUGGACAGCAGCCUUGUACAGGAACGAGCGCGUUGGAACUUUCUACCCAAUUCUUACCGAGCAAUAUCUAUUUUGUGUUUAAAUGUAGAUGUCCCCUGCUCGCUUUCGCUUCGCUCCAUUCAUGCCCGCUCCUCCGUCCGCCUUCUGGGAGUCCACGCAGUGGCUCCGAGCUCUGUUGGCUCUCCCCGGGGGCGGCUUCCGAGUACUGACGUGGGUGUCUCAGGGUGUUGGUGGUUGAAUGACUUGGGGGGCCCCCUGCCCCUCCCGGGUUUAACGUUCACAACUCGAUUCUGAUUUUUUUUGUAGAUCGGAUUUUGUAACGUGUUUUUUCUAUACGACUCAUGACUUCUGCUGGCUACUUGCUUGAAAUGUUUUGUCAUGUGCCAGGUCAGAUUGCGUUUUGUUCUUGGUUUCAUAAUAAAACUGCUGCUUCCAGGCGA
Molecule: messenger RNA, 2887 nt
Organism: Alligator mississippiensis (American alligator)
Lineage: Eukaryota; Metazoa; Chordata; Crocodylia; Alligatoridae
Gene: SARNP
Product: SAP domain containing ribonucleoprotein
Exons: 11
Coding region: 58-690 (210 amino acids)
Biological process (GO): poly(A)+ mRNA export from nucleus
Cellular component (GO): nucleus
Source: RefSeq, a predicted model, not a curated record